Messenger RNA from Pogoniulus pusillus (Red-fronted tinkerbird), 8804 nucleotides. RefSeq names its product immunoglobulin superfamily member 10 (gene IGSF10). The record is from RefSeq and is a predicted model, not a curated record. NCBI's taxonomy places the organism in Eukaryota, Metazoa, Chordata, Aves, Piciformes, Lybiidae. Gene Ontology annotation, molecular function: protein binding. The transcript is spliced from 6 exons. The coding region runs from base 408 to 8318 and encodes 2636 amino acids.
CUCAGAAUCCUGCAGACCCCUGUCCUGGUCUCCUCGGAUGUUCUCCUCCGUGUCCUGCUUGCUUCCCAGCGACUCGGUCGUUCCCCAGGUGGAAAAUGCUCCAUUCCUUUGACCAUGCUGGGACCCUUCCCCAACGUGCGUUUGGCUCCUCUGUGUGUCUUCAGCAAUGAGGUGCCCAGAGCAGGCUUCUGCAUCCAUGGGGUGGAGGCACCACUGAUGGACCCCGUGGCAGUUCCACUUCACUGGCCAGCAAGGCUCUGCCUGUAGCAGGACAAACCUCAGAUGAUGACAGAUCUCAGUACCAGACUCUGGGGUUACCUAGAGCCUUGAGCAUGUUUCAGGGGUUGGGCUUUCUUCCAAGCUACACAAUUCUUGUGCUUGCAGCUUAAACCUGAACACCUCCCCAGAUGCCAGUGUGCUGUGCUUUCCCUGCAGGGGCCUGUUUGCUGCCAGGGCAGGAUGGCAGCCUAGGGUGGUCAUCGUGUCGCAGGAUGGAGGCGAUACGCAGGGCCAGGCCCCGCUGGCUGGGCAUCCUCCUGACCCUCUGCCUGGCAACCUUCCCUUGCACCACUGCCUGUCCCCGGCUCUGUGCCUGCUAUGUCCCCACCGAGGUGCACUGCACGUUCCGGUACUUCACAGCUGUCCCACCGCGCAUCCCUCCAGACGUGGAGCGCAUCAACCUGGGCUACAACAGCUUGCUCCAGCUGACCAGAGCAGACUUUGCUGGCCUGCAGAAACUGGAGCUGCUGAUGCUGCACAGCAAUCAGAUAAAUGCCAUCCCCGAGAAGGUCUUCAGUGACUUACAUUCCCUACAGGUCUUAAAAAUGAGCUAUAACAAGGUCAGAGUCCUUCAGCAGGAUGCCUUCUACGGUCUGAAGAGCCUGGUCCGGUUGCACAUGGACCACAACAGGAUUGAAUUUGUAAAUCCCAACGUUUUCUAUGGCCUCACAUCACUGAGGCUGGUCCACUUGGAAGGAAACCUGCUGAAGCAGCUCCAUCCGGCCACUUUCGUCACCUCGCGCUACAGCCAGCUGUUUGAGGUGUCCUCGCUGAGGCACAUAUACCUGUCUGAGAACAUGCUGACUUCACUGCCAGAAGAAAUGCUCUCCUCCCUUUCUGAGCUGGAGAGCCUCUACCUGCACGGAAACCCCUGGGCCUGUGACUGCAGCCUGCGGUGGUUUGCAGAGUGGGCAGCGGAGAGAGCAGAUGUUAUCAAGUGUAAAAAAGGCAGAAGUUCUGGUGCCCAGCAGUGCCCAGUUUGUGCCAGCCCAAGAAGUAGUAGAGGGAAGAGCUUAGUGGCCAUUCCUUCUGCAUCUCUGACCUGCUCUAAGCCAGCCAUACACGACUCCCUGAAGCUGAGAAACCUCUCGGUGCCCGGUGAGGGGGAUUUCAGCUCCGUGUCUGCCAGGGACUUUGUAGCUCCUAUGGGAUCCGUGGUGCUGAACAUGACUGACCAAGCUGGAAGCCGAGGUGACUUGGUUUGCAACAUCCAAAAGCCUAAAGAAAUGUCCCCCAUCUCCUUUGGCAAAGAUGGCAACAGAACAGUUCUCAAGACAUCCUUCUCUGCGUUCCUCGUGUGCGGCACUGACGCUGAGCAUAUCCAGCAGCUGUGGAGCAUCCUGGCACUGUACAGCAGUUCUCCCCUCAAACUGGAGAGGACUGUCCCUGCUGCUGGCCUGCCUGCCCCUAGUUACAGAUACAAGCAGGUCCAGCCUGAGAAAGAUGAACUUUUCACCAGCAUAGAGGCUGAGCUGAGGGCUGAGCCCCCGUGGCUCAUGCAGAGCCAAGUGGCACUGCAGCUGGACAGGACAGCCACCACGCUGAACGCCCUGCACCUCCGGCUCUCCACGGACGCUCAGAUUGUCUCGCCCAGCGCUGAUGAAAAGCAGGUGAGCAGCAGCUGGACCAUCAUCUCCAGGGACAACCAGACACAAACAGAGCACACCGUUCUGACUGGGGGGACGGUGGAACUGCAGUGCCGAGCAACUGGAGAGCCAGCUCCUGCGGUGGAGUGGAUCCUGGCUGACGGCAGCAAGGUGAGAGCUCCCUACCUCAGCGAGGAUGGAAGGAUCGCCGUGGCCACAAGUGGAGCCCUCAGGCUGCGGCCAGCUGACACCUUCGACACGGGGCUUUACCACUGCAUCAGCACGAGUGGGCAGCAGGCGGACAGCCUGACCUUCAGGAUCACCGUGCUCGACACGCACCUGGAGCCCAGCGCUGUGAACGGGGCCCAGCUGUCUGCAGCCGCUGGCAGCACUCUCCACCUGCCCUGCGCGGCCACGGCGGCUCCCGAUGCUGCCAUCAGCUGGGUGCUGCCUCAGCAGGUGGUUCUCCAGCACUCUGCGAGGAACAAGCACGUUUGUGACAAUGGCACUUUGAGAAUAGAAGGGGUGACAGAGAGGGACAGUGGCUACUUCAGGUGUGUGGCAGCCAACCAGUAUGGUGUUGACCUUCUGGUCUUCCAAGUGCUGGUUAGAAAGGAUGGAGCCGCUCUGAAGGAAAAGCGCAAGGCUGCGGCAGGAUGGGAGGAGGGUGAGGGCUCUGGCAACGCCCUGCUGGCCUCUGCUACAACACAGACCCAGCCUCCAGCCGCCUCAACAGCUCACCUGGGUUCCGCUGCCUCAGCACCUAGAAGCGGGGUAGUACCGAGCCCACGUGGAGGGAACAGCCAUAGGAGCACGACUCACAGGCACUACAGGGACAGGACAAGCAGGCGGUUCAGGGGACACAGGAGACAGUUUGUGUCCUCAGCCAGGAGAGUCGAUCCCCAGCGCUGGGCAGCCUUCCUGGAGAGGACAAAGAGGAACUCGACACUGAUGGAGAAAGGAGAAGAAGUUGUGACAGACCCACCUAUUCAAGUCCCUCAAGGACCUGAGGAUGAGGAGGAAACAUCUGGUGACCUCAAGUCUCCAGAAGAGGAAUUCAUGAUGCCAGUAACAGAGAGAGCCACUCUGUCACCUCUGGGGAGAGCAAUGGGAAGCGUGAGAACAGCAGAGCCAGAGGUGACCUCAAGUAACACUCCUGCCAGCAGAACCUCUCUCCUGGUUGCAGUCACUCCCCUGCCCUCUCCUUUUUCACAGCCUGAGUCCUCUGACGGCAGAAGACCACAAACAUAUCCAAACCCUACAACUACAACCCCGUGGCAAAGAGCUGACCUAAGUCCAAUGCCAGCAACUGGUGUAAACCAACCAAUGGCAUCUGACAGAGCAACUACAACAUCCACACUCCUCCCUGCUGGGCACAGGUGGGUAGCCUCUGGGGAAAGCAACAACCAGCAUUCAAACCCCGUGUCUCUGACACCCGUGACAGAUGUUACAGCCACCAGCAAGUCUGAAGUUUCCCAAAACAUGGUGGACAAGCUACAGCUUUCUACUGAGCCUAUUGGCAAGACUUCCACCCAAGCAGGCCACCAUACGUCUGUAGCAACAGUCAGUGAACCAAGGCCUGAAUUUGGUGACAUUUAUUUCCUUAGGACUCAGGAACAAGCAACUCCUAAGCCACCACUGACCUCAGCUGUCACCACUGGUCUGCAGACCCGGAGGGUUCAGGAGGCUGCAGCUCGUACAGCCCAGGCCCAGCAGCCAUCUGGAAGACAAAGGAAAAUCCCUAGUAGGAGACGAGUUGUUCAGCCAGGACGUGUGCCAAGUGUGAAGGAGCACAGGUUCCCCUUUGGGAGGCCAGGCUCUGGGGCUGCAGGUGUUCCACUGAAUAUGAAUCAUGUACCAGAUUCACCAGCCCCCGAUAACUCAAGCAGCUCCAUCAUCCCCGUUAGCCCAGAAGCACCUCUGUCCUCCCCCUCCACCGUCACUGCGCACUCAGUGGGUACUCACCAAAGCACAGCGGUCCUCAAGGAGGAGGAAAACAAACCUAGAGCAAAGCAGCAAGCUGCUCCAGCAGUCCUGCCUCUCAGCACUGAGGGCACCCAAGCUGCUCCUCAGUGGCAGCUGGAGAGCACUGCUCCAUUUCAGACCAAGAUCAAAAGAGUCCAACCUUCUGGCAUCAGACUAACAGCAACAACAAUCCUCCCUGCUCACACUGCUACAGAAACAACACACACCUUGAGCACUAAAAUAUCUUCUACCCUUGACUCAGUCUCACCCAGCACUGAGCCUAGAACCUCACCAGAAGAUUUCCAAAGAGGAAAAACAACUUGGGAACAUCUCUUUGGAACCAGUGCACCAAAAGAGGUUCUGAAGGAGCAGACAGAUGUGUUCCCAUCAACAGAGGUGUGGACUGCACUACCUAAAACUACAGCAGCAUUGUCCAGAAAGUCUCCUUUGCACUUGAUGCCUAUUUCAACAGGUGGGAGUCUCAACAGCAGCUUCUUGUCUUCAAACAUGCCCAUCCCUGAUGGCAAUGGCAAGGCAGAAGAACAUCCUCCCACCGCAAAGCCACACUCUUACUCUCAUCCUGCUCCUAGGGUGACCAAAGACAUGGGUGGGAAAAGUCUGAAGCCAACAGUUACACCGAUAAGUGCUCCUCAAACCGACACCAAGAUCACCAAAAGCAAAGCAUUCAGAGCGGGGAGAAAGAGAGGCCAGAGGAGGAAGAGGCCUCCUAAAGCACCUACUCACAGUGCAGCUGUCAGGCACAGCACCACAGUGAGUCCCGCAGGGAACACGGCCAGGCUGGGUGUGCCAGCAGCUGGAUCAUCACCUCUGCCUGCAGCACCUCUCUCUGCAAGUGCCAGCACAGUGUUGGCGACAGGAACACCAGCACAGUGGAGCCGUAACACACCAGAGGCUCCCCGGCACGUGCCCACAGCAGCCACCCCCCUCACCCUAAGGGACUCCCCAUCAGCCACCUCACCAGGUGACAGUCAUGUCACCCAGGGCCCCACCACACCGAUCCGAGCCACAGCGUGGCUUUCAGAGCCUUUCAACGCCACAGACACACAACCUGCCACUGUCCGUGCAGCACCUGGGUCAGAACCUGCUCAGCAGACGAAAGCCACCACGACGGUGGGUGACAAAUCCCACCUAGAAAUGGGAGAGAGCAUUCCCCAGGAAGACCAUGUGGCCCAGGACUCGCUCACAGCAAGAACCAAAGCAAGGACCAGCGCUGCUGCAACCACAGGCAGCACUCAGCAUCCCACCCCACCGCCAGCCCCUGCAGCAGCUGCACCAUCUCCAAGUACCACAAGAACCACCUCACCUGCCUGGGUGGAAAGCAGACCCUGGCAGAAGCCAUCUGCUGCAAUCAUAGAAAGAGGCAACACAGCCCCCAUCAGUACACUGACCAAGCUGACCUCACCACUGCCUGCAGCUCCACGGGGGAGGGACAAGGAUGGGCCUGUCAAAGGCUGGUCUGAAAAGAGACAAGAUCAAGAACCUACCACCCCCAGUCCCAUAGCCUUGGGCUCCUUCAGCAGAAAUCACUUCUCCAAGCCCAGAAUAACUGGAGGACAAGUAGCUGCCUUUACUGUCCUGGCUAAUUCAGAUGCUUUUAUUCCUUGUGAGGCUACUGGUAACCCACGUCCAACCAUACAAUGGACCAAGAUAGCAUCAGGGCAUGGCGCUGCAGGAGGCAGCAGGCACAGCCGAUGGCUGAUGUUCGCCAACGGCACGCUGGCCAUUGCCCGGGUGGGCCUGGAGGACCGCGGGCAGUACCUCUGCACCGCCACCAACCCGCACGGCACAGCGCGGCUCCUGGUCACCCUGUCGGUGGUGGCCUACCCGCCCCGCAUCGCCGGGGCCAGGUGGCAGCUCCUCACCGCUCACUCUGGAGGGCCAGUGGCACUGAAGUGCAGGGCUGAGGGCAGGCCUCCUCCCACCAUCGCCUGGGUUCUCGCGAACCAAACACACAUCUCCGACUCUUCCCCGGGGAGUAACAAAGCCCACGUGGAACCAGAUGGCACUUUGGUGAUCGAGGAGGUCACUGUUUAUGACAGGGGCCUCUACACCUGCCUGGCUGAGAACCCGGCGGGCACCGACGCGCUGGUGGUGAAGCUGCAGGUGAUCGCGGCACCACCUGUCAUUCUGGAGGAGAAGAGGCAGCGCCUUGAAGGGGCCAUGGGGGAAAGCCUGAUGCUCCCCUGCACCGCCAAAGGGAACCCUCAGCCCAGCGUCCACUGGGUCCUCUCUGAUGGCACGGUGGUGAGGCCUCUGCAGCUCGUGAGGGCGAAGCUGUUCCUGUUCGCCAACGGCAGCCUCCACCUCAGCGACGUGGCCCCCGCCGACAGCGGCAACUACGAGUGCAUAGCCACCAGCUCCACCGGCUCGGACAGGAGGGUGGUGAGCCUCACGGUGCAGCACAGGGACACGCUCCCCAGGAUCGCUGCUGCCUCUCAAGAGGUGACUCGGCUGAACUUUGGGGAUAAGCUGCUUCUGAACUGCACUGCCACUGGGGAGCCAAAGCCCAGGAUCAUCUGGAGGUUGCCCAGCAAGGCAGUUGUUGACCAGUGGCACAGGAUGGGAAGUCGAAUCCACGUCUACCCCAAUGGAUCCCUGGCUAUCGAGGCAGUCACCGAGAAGGAUGCUGGUGACUACUUGUGUGUGGCAAGAAACAAAGUGGGAGACGACCUGAUCCUGAUGAAAGUCAGCAUCACCAUGACUCCAGCCAAGAUUGACCAGAAGCAGCAUCUCAAGAAACUGGUGCCCUAUGGGAAAGAUUUCCGAGUGGACUGCAAAGCCUCUGGGUCACCCACGCCAGAGAUAUCCUGGGGCCUGCCCGAUGGGACGGUGAUCAACAACGCCAUGCUGGCAGAUGACAGCGGACACAGGUCCCGCCGGUACGUCCUGUUUGACAAUGGGACUCUGUAUCUCAACAGGGCUGGAGCAGCAGAGGGAGGAGACUACACCUGCUACGCCCAGAACACUCUGGGCAGAGAUGAGAUGAAGAUCCGAGUCACGGUGGUGAUGGCAGCCCCCCAGAUAAAGCACAGCUACAAGACGCACCUGAGGGUGGAAGCUGGAGAUACAGCACUGCUGGACUGCCAAGCUGCUGGGGAGCCCAAGCCAAAAAUAUUCUGGCUGCUGCCUUCUGGUGACAUGAUCUCCUCAUCGACAGCCAGGCACUUCCUGCAUGUCAACGGCUCCCUGUCGGUCAGCCAGGUGAGGCUGGUGGAUGCUGGGGAGUACAUGUGUGUGGCUCGGAACCCCAGCGGGGAUGACACCAAGCUGUAUAAACUGGAGGUGGUCGCCAAACCUCCUGUCAUCAACGGCUUGCAGGUGAGCAAAGCCAUCAGGAAGGUGACAGCCGUGAGGCACGCCAAGAAGCACAUAGACUGCAGGGCAGAAGGGUCCCCUCCUCCUCAGGUCAUGUGGAUCAUGCCCGACAACAUUUUCCUCACGCCUCCCUACUACGGCAGCAGAAUCACCGUGCACCAGAACGGGACCCUGGAGAUUCGGAACAUCAGGGCUUCCGACGCAGCUGAGUUCGUCUGCGUGGCGCGGAACGAGGGAGGAGAGAGCAGGCUGGUGGUGCAGCUGGAGGUGUCCGAGAUGCUCAGGAGACCCAUGUUCAGAAACCCAUUCAAUGAGAAGGUCACAGCGAGACCUGGCCAAGCUGCCACCCUGAACUGUUCCGUGGAUGGAAACCCUCCACCUGACGUGAGCUGGAUGCUGCCUAACGGCACCUGGUUUUCCCGAGGCAUCAGCACUGCCCAGCUCCUCACGGGCAGUGACGGCACCCUCACCGUCCACCGUCCCGACGGAGACAGUGCGGGCAAGUACCGCUGCGCCGCCAAGAAUCUGUUGGGCUACAUCGAGAAGCUGAUCAUCUUGGAGGUGGGCCAGAAGCCCAACAUUCUCACUCGCCCAGCAGGGCCAGUGAAGGGCACCAGUGGGGAGUCGCUGUCGCUUCACUGCCUGUCUGAUGGGAGCCCCAGACCGACCACCUCCUGGACUCUGCCCAGUGGGCACGUGCUGCAUCACCCACAGAUCAGCAGGAGACACAUCUUGCUGGAGAACGGCACCUUGGUCAUACGGGAAGCCAGCCUCCAGGACAGAGGGGACUACGUGUGCAAGGCUCACAACGAUGCAGGUGAGGCCUCCAUCAGGGUGCCCGUCACCAUCACAGCCUUGCCCCCAAGGAUCACGAGCAGGCCACCACGCACCAUCCACACCAUGCCUGGUGCAGCACUGCAGCUCCACUGCACAGCGCUGGGAAUACCCAAGCCAGAGAUCAGCUGGGAGCUACCUGAUGGCUCAGUGCUCUCCCCAGGUUGGCGAGGGCAGGUGGCUGGGGGCGAGCGGCUUCACCCACCAGGGACUUUACUCAUCCAGAGCCCCCAGCCCUCAGACUCGGGCACAUACAAGUGCACAGCCAGGAGCCGUCUGGGCAGCGAUCUCGCCGUGACCUACGUUCAUGUCAUCUGAAGUGAGAGACACAGCACCCGUGGGUGUUGGCCAAGUCUACAGCCAGGCUGAGCUUAGCUCAAGUAGGUUUCACCCAUGGCAGUUGUAGGCCUGGAAGGACCUAAAUGCAUUUGCAGGGUUCAGCCUGCAGCAACUGUGUGAAAACAGAGAGGAAGGGCUUGGGGAACACCAGUCCAAGCACUAUGACCUGGCAUUGGUGGUGAAACAGGUUUAAAUUAAACCAAACUGAAGGCACUUUAGCUCUGCCAGCAAACACUGAGCAUCAAAGACUGUGAUGUGCUGGAAAUGUAUCUAGAGCUCUUCAUAAAGCACAGACCUCUGUUGUUACUUCAAUACUGCCCACCUUGUAGGACUCCCAUGAGCAUGGAUCACAUACAGCAAGAGCAUCCAAGAACCAAAGAGCAGGUUUUGCUGUGGUGCAGAUUCACCUUCUUGGUAUGGUUGAAUAUUUACUAUGGGUUUAAUAAAUAGUCACUGGUGAAACAA